This is a messenger RNA of Neopsephotus bourkii (Bourke's parrot), 1553 nucleotides long. RefSeq lists its product as uncharacterized. The transcript has a single exon. Bases 536 to 1522 code for a protein of 328 amino acids. The record is from RefSeq and is a predicted model, not a curated record. Lineage: Eukaryota; Metazoa; Chordata; Aves; Psittaciformes; Psittacidae.
AGCUCUGAUGGACAUGGGGCAUCUCUGAUGAGCUUCAGUGGUCUUUGGGGAGCUUCGGUAGCCCUUGGGGAUCUCUGAUGGACUCCAGAAUGCGCUGGUGGUCCCCAAGCAGCUCUGGUGGGCUCCAGGGAUCUUUUCUUCACCCUGAAGCCUUACAGCAUAUAAGACACAUCUUUUCUCCUUUUCCUGUCCCUGAGAGAGCACCCACUCUCAUCCGGGGAGGCUCACCCCAUCUCAGCACCCCAUCAGGACCUGUGCCAGUGCUGGUCCCAGUCUUCUGCCUCAAGAUCAGUUCUCUCCCAGCAAGGAGCCCCACAUGAAACUCCUUGCCCUGAGCAGCCUCCCUGUGCCCUGAUCCCCACAACCACAGGUACUGCCCCAGUGAGACUCAGGGGCCCCCAAAGGUCUUCCAGUGGGAAGGGGAACCAAAGCCUGAUGCCAUGGGUGAUGUCGUCACAAUGAUGCAGGCAGUUGCUAUGGCGACCGAGCUCCCCUCAAGGCACAGCCCCAGGUAACAGCGCAAGCACUGGAUGUGAUGGAGGCCAAGCCAAUGGACAGGUACAAGGCUUUGUGCGCUGUUGUCAUUGACACGGGGACAGGCCACACGAGGAGUGGGCUGGCUGGGGACGAGGAGCCGCGGUCGGUGGUGCCCAGCCAGGCUGAGGACAGCUCCAUCCUCACCCACGGCGUGGUCACCGACUGGGACGGGCUGGAGGAGCUGUGGCACCGCAUCCUCUACCAGGAGCUGCGUGUCUGCCCCGAGGAGGUGGCCGUGCUGGCCACGGAGGCCCCGCUUUCCCCCAUUGCCAACCGGGAGAAGAUGGCCGAGCUGCUCUUCGAGGGCUUCGGGGUGCCGGCCAUGCUGGUGCUGCCCCGCUCCCUGCUCGCCGCGUACUCCUAUGGCCGCACCACCGGCGUGGUGGUGGGCUCCGGUGCCGGCACCUCGUACGCGGCAGCGGUGUGGGAAGGCUACGCGCUGCCACACGCCACCUUCCGCCUGGAUGUGGCUGGGGAUGCCCUCACCUGCUACCUGGGCCAGCGGCUGGAGUCCCGCGGGGUGCACCUCGACACUUACACCCUGUGCGGCCUGAAGGAGACCUGCUGCUGCGUCCUGCCGGCUGCCGGGCAGCCCCCGCCCGUCCUCCCCCCCAGCACCUCGGGGCUGCUCCAAGCGGAUGAGCGCUUCCACUGCCCCGAGGUGCUGCUGGCCCCCACGGCCCUGGGGCUGCCGGGGCCAGGGCUGCUGGAGCAGGUGUCCCAGAGCCUGCGCCGCUGUUGGAGCUCCCCCAGCGGCCCCCCACCCUGCCUGCUGCUGGCCGGGGGCACCACGCUGCUGCAGGGCCUCCCCCAGCGCCUGUGCGCAGAGCUGGGGAUCCCCGUUGAGGCCGCCCCACACCGCCGUGAAGCCGCCUGGCUGGGAGGGUCACUGGCCACUGCCCUCGGUGCCUUCCAGGGAGCAUGGGUGCCGCGGGACGCCUAUGCAGAGGGCGGCCCUGCCGUCCUGCACUCCCACUGCUGCUGACCCCAAUAAAGGCCCACAAGUGGCAACCGGU